Pistacia vera is the source of this 2127-nucleotide messenger RNA. RefSeq names its product pentatricopeptide repeat-containing protein At2g27610-like. The transcript has a single exon. The coding region runs from base 1 to 2094 and encodes 697 amino acids. The record is from RefSeq and is a predicted model, not a curated record. Gene Ontology annotation, biological process: RNA modification. Lineage: Eukaryota; Viridiplantae; Streptophyta; Magnoliopsida; Sapindales; Anacardiaceae. Gene Ontology annotation, molecular function: protein binding; RNA binding.
AUGUCACUCUCUCGUCUUCUACGCCACUUCGGCGACACAAAAUGCAUUCCCAAAGGUCGAGCACUUCACGCCAACAUCAUCACAUCUGGGUUUCACCCAGAUGUUUACACAAACAACCAUUUGCUGUUAAUGUAUCUAAAAUUCAACACCAUUAAAGACGCUCAAAAAGUGUUUGAUAAAAUGCCUGAACGAAAUGUCAUAUCUUGGAGUGCCUUAAUUUCCGGAUUUUCUCAAAAGGGUAUGCCCAAAACAGCUUUAUUUUACUUUAGGUUAAUGGUUUUUGAUGGGUUUGAGCCGAACUAUUAUACUUAUGUUGGGGCUGUUUCUGCUUGUGCUCGUAUAAGUGAUGGGAGAACUGGUAAGGAGAUUCACGGGAAGAUAUUUAGGAGUGGAUUGGAGUUGAAUAGUCAUGUUAGUAACUGUUUGAUUAAUAUGUAUGGGAAAUGUGGUUUGUUGAGGUCGGCGCAGUUUGUUUUUGAUGCAACUUUGGAGCCAAAUUUGGUUUCUUGGACUUCACUUUUGUCUAGUUAUUGUCAGCAUGGAGAACAUGUACAUAGUUUGAAUCUUUUUGCAUUGUCGAGGAAGGCAGGAGUGGUUGUUAAUGAGUUUUCUGGUGCUAGUGUAUUGGGUGCUUGUGCUGCAUUGGGGAACUUGAAGGUUGGUAUGCAAGUUCAUUCAUUAGUAUUGAAGUGUUGUCUUGAGUUUGAUAAAUUUAUUGUGACGGGUUUGAUUAAGUUAUAUUCAAAGUGUGGAGAAUUGGACAUGGCUUGUCGGGUGUUUCUGGAGGUAGAGCAGCCAGAUUUGUCCGCUUGGAAUACAUUCAUAGGAGGAUAUGUUCAACUAGGCAAACUAGGAGAAGCCAUUGAUCUUUUUGUCAAGUUGUAUUGUUCAGGCCUUGUUCCUAGUGAACGAACAUUUUCAUGUGUGCUUGGAGCCUUUGCAGAUACAAAGGAUGUUGAAGCUGGGAAACAACUUCAUUCUUUGAUAAUUAAAAUGGGAUGCAAUUCGUUUACAUUUGUUAGUAAUGCAGUUUUGGACUUCUACUCAAAAUGUGGACUUCUUCAGGAGUCGAUGAAAACUUUUGAAGAAAUGGAUGAUCAUGAUAUUGUCUCGUGGAAUACCCUCAUAUCUGGACAUGUUGGAUCCGGUCAUUAUGGAGAGGCCAUUGAACUUCUGAAAGAUAUGCUUUCUGAUGGACAUUACCUAAAUCUCUAUACUUAUUCUUGCAUUUUGAGUAUUUGUAGUGAUGUCCCAGCUAUUGGAUGGGGCAAGCAAACGCAUUGCUGCAUAAUAAAACCUGGAUUUGAUUCCAAUGUAGUUGUUGGAAGUGCCCUCAUAGACAUGUAUGCAAAAUGUGGAAAAUUGCUUGAUGCUCGUAAAGUUUUUGAUUUUCUAAAUUCAAAGAACUUGGUUACUUGGAAUAUUAUGCUUGCGGGAUAUGCUCAACAUGGAUUAGGGAGGGAUGCAUUAGAAAUAUAUAGCAUGAUGCAGAGAAAUAAGAUCAAACCUAAUGAUGUUACAUUUAUUGCGGUAUUAUCUGCCUGUGGACACAUGGGACUUGUGGAGGAAGGAUGGCAUCAUUUCAAUUCCAUGAUCAGAGACCACUUUAUUGCCCCAAGGAUGGAUCAUAUGGCAGCUAUGGUCAAUCUUUUUGCCCGUAACGGACAAACAAGUAGAGCUUAUGAAUUUAUAAAGAGUUUUCCUAUAAAGCCUGAUAAGGUGGUUUGGCGAUGUCUCUUGUCAGGUUGCAAAACCCACAAAGAUGUAGUUCUAGGAAGAUAUGCUGCGGAGAAGAUUUUGAGUAUUGAUCCAGAAGAUACUUCGGCUCAUAUCAUGCUGUCAAAUGUGUAUGCAGAAGCUAAAAUGUGGGAUGAAACUGCCCAAGUUAGAAAAAUAAUGAAAGAAAAAGCAUUGAAGAAAGAUACUGGAUAUAGCUGGACUGAGCUUAAGAACAAAAUACAUUAUUUUUCUGCAAGUCAUGUUGCAAAAUUUCAAGGAAAUGACCUGCGUGAAAUUAUGAACGGUUUGACAGCUCAGUUGUUUGAUGCAGGAUAUAAACCUGAUGCCGUCUUCUCAUUCCACUGUGAGGAGUAAGCCUUGAAGUUUGAGGGGAAAUAUUUGGUGACA